This is a messenger RNA of Solanum stenotomum, 729 nucleotides long. Its product is annotated as zinc finger protein 8-like. The transcript has a single exon. The record is from RefSeq and is a predicted model, not a curated record. The coding region runs from base 20 to 721 and encodes 233 amino acids. Gene Ontology annotation, molecular function: DNA-binding transcription factor activity. NCBI's taxonomy places the organism in Eukaryota, Viridiplantae, Streptophyta, Magnoliopsida, Solanales, Solanaceae. Gene Ontology annotation, biological process: response to gibberellin; trichome morphogenesis; trichome differentiation.
UCUUGGAAAAUACUCUCUCAUGGAGAAGACAGAUAGAGAAACUCGUGAUUUCAUGAACGUUGAAUCCUUCUCUCAGCUACCUUUUAUCCGUCCAGUUCCAGGUCCAGGUCCAGCUCCAGCACCGCCUAAAGAAAAGACCGGCAUUAGGCUUUUCGGAAAAGAAUUUGGAGUUGGUACUGGUGAUGCUGAGGAAUCAGAAUCGGAAACCAUUGAAACAGAAGAAAUUAUAAAAGAGAAUUCAACUACUAAUCGGAAAUUUGAAUGUCAUUAUUGUUGCAGGAAUUUCCCAACUUCACAAGCAUUAGGAGGACAUCAAAAUGCGCAUAAGAGAGAACGUCAACAUGCUAAACGAGUUCAUCUGCAAUCUGCAAUGGUACAUGGUGCAGCAGCUGAAGCAAAUAAUAUUUAUGGUAUAAUGAAUUAUCGCGUUCCUAAUUAUCAUCAUCAUCAUCAUCCAUCAACAUGGAUGAUAAACAGUACUAGCAGAUUUUAUGGAAGUCCUUAUAACUCUUCUCCUCAUCAUCAUCAUCAAACUCCGCCUAUUAAUGGAAGUCCAUUAGCGUUAUGGAGAAUUCCAGCAGCACCAACUUAUAAUAAUUCUUCUAAUUAUGGUCGUCCAGUCGUGUUUACUGCUAAUAAUCAUCAGGAUUUCAAGUCUUCUCCAAUUAUCAAUACGACUUCAUCUUCUCAAGAUCAUGUGAGUUUAGAUCUACAUUUGUGAAGAAACUA